Stylophora pistillata is the source of this 1230-nucleotide messenger RNA. RefSeq names its product translocator protein. Lineage: Eukaryota; Metazoa; Cnidaria; Anthozoa; Scleractinia; Pocilloporidae. The record is from RefSeq and is a predicted model, not a curated record. Gene Ontology annotation, cellular component: mitochondrial outer membrane.
GUGGUAACUUCAUUUUUAAUCCUUCUUGUGUGAUAUUCUCAAUCGAUGCAGCUAUUGGAAAUCUCCGCCAGAUCUCUGGCAACUUAUUUUACCACUUAAACGAAAAUGUACCUCUUGUUUUGUAAAAGGUCAAAGAUUACGUAAGAAGCAGAUAACUGAUAAAUAUGCCACAACCCUGGGUUUUAAUUUGUGGAUCAGUCUUACUGCCAAAUGUUGGUGGUAUGCUUGGAGGAUUCAUAACCAGAUCUCAGAUUAAGGACUGGUUUGACAAAGACUUAAAGAAACCCUCAUGGAGACCUCCAAACUGGCUCUUUGGGCCAAUGUGGACCAGCCUGUACUCUGGAAUGGGUUAUGCGUCAUAUCUUGUAUGGCGAGAUGGUGGAGGAUUUGAUGGCAGUGCAAAAACUGCUCUGGCCCUGUAUGGGACAAACCUGGCUUUGAACUGGUUAUGGACUCCCAUUUUCUUUGGCUCACGCAAGUUGGGGCUGGCUUUUGGUGAGAUUUGUCUCCUUUGGCUGAAUAUUGCUGGUUGUGUUUACACAUUCUACCCAAUCAACAAACUUGCAGCAGGACUCAUGCUACCUUAUCUUGGUUGGGUUACACUGGCUACAGCACUUAACUAUUGCAUCUGGCAAAUGAAUAAGCCAGCCAUAAAAGAAGAGUGAAACCUUGGAGAACUACUGGUUAUCAGUUGUCUGAGUUAUGCAGCAAUCACUCUCAGUACUCCUUCAGGAUAUGUAUCAAAUUAGGUUUGUUAAUAGGAAUUUUGUUAUUAAUGCAGAUUUAGGAAAAUGUAUUGUUUUCAUCAAACUAUUAAAAUAUCGAUGUAUUUGAUCUUGAUUUUCUACUGAACUCUUGACAUGUAGUUUUAGGAGCUUCUGUAGACCUGACAAUAAAUUCAUGUUGUGGGGUGUGAUUUCUACAGAGCCAACAAUGCUUUUCUUAGGCUAAAAAAUAACCAAGCAGUGACUACAAGCACAGUGAAGACUACAUGGCUUGUAUAUAUUUGUUACUGGUUGUACUAGAGUUGCAGACUGAAAAUUCAUGUUAGAUGAACAAUUUUAGUUAAAAAAGUAAAACUUCUAGAUUUAUGUCAGCUGUAUGAACAUAUCAAAUUGCCAAUGUAAAAGAGGAAAUGUGAUGAUUUAUUUGUAGCAGGGAAUAACAGCUCUUCCAUUUGUAAGUUAUAAUCUUUGGACAGAAUUAAAAGCCAUUUCUUUUUGUGUCAAA